UCCCCCUCCCUUCCCCACCAAAGCUGAGGUGUGUCACUACUGCACUGAGGCUGAUGAAGACACUUGAGCACUCUCGGGGAUGCUCAGCUGUGACAGAAGCACUGCCACUGUCUACCGAAGCUGAUCGUGAGACACUCAUAUGCAGAGUUUAACAGAUGCUGGGCAGCGCACCUGCUUGCUGUAGCCAAGGCUGCAGGUUCCCUUAAUUCCAAGCCAUGAAUGAAUCCAGGUGGAUUGAAUGGAGGAUCCUGAACAUGAGCAGUGGCAUUGUGAAUGCGUCCGAACAUCACUCCUGCCCACUUGGAUUUGGCCACUACGGUGCGGUGGAUGUCUGCGUCUUUGAGACAGUUGUUAUUGUCUUGCUGACAUUUCUAAUCAUUGCUGGGAAUUUAACAGUCAUCUUUGUCUUUCAUUGUGCUCCACUCUUGCACCAUUAUACUACCAGCUAUUUCAUUCAGACAAUGGCAUAUGCUGAUCUUUUCGUUGGAGUUAGCUGCUUGGUUCCUACUCUUUCACUUCUCCACUACUCCACAGGUAUCCACGAGUCAUUGACUUGCCAGGUUUUUGGAUACAUCAUCUCAGUUCUAAAAAGUGUUUCUAUGGCAUGUCUUGCUUGCAUUAGUUUGGAUCGCUAUCUUGCAAUAACCAAGCCUCUUUCCUACAAUCAACUGGUCACCCCUUGUCGCCUGAGAGUUUGCAUUAUUUUGAUCUGGAUCUACUCUUGCCUAAUAUUCUUGCCUUCCUUUUUGGGAUGGGGGAAACCUGGUUACCAUGGUGACAUUUUUGAAUGGUGUGCCACCUCCUGGCUCACCAGUGCCUAUUUUACUGGCUUUAUUGUUUGUUUACUAUAUGCUCCUGCUGCCUUUGUUGUCUGCUUCACUUACUUCCACAUUUUCAAAAUUUGCCGGCAGCACACCAAAGAAAUAAAUGAUCGGAGGGCCCGAUUCCCUAGGCACGAGGUGGAUGCCUCUGGAGAGACUGGGCAUAGCCCUGACCGUCGCUACGCCAUGGUUUUGUUUCGGAUAACUAGUGUGUUUUACAUGCUGUGGCUCCCCUAUAUCAUUUACUUUCUUCUAGAAAGCUCCCGGGUCUUGGACAAUCCAACACUGUCCUUCCUGACAACCUGGCUUGCUAUAAGUAAUAGUUUUUGUAACUGUGUAAUAUACAGCCUUUCCAACAGUGUUUUCCGGCUAGGCCUCCGAAGACUGUCCGAGACAAUGUGCACAUCUUGUAUGUGUGUGAAGGAUCAGGAAGCACGAGACCCUAAACCUAGGAAGCGGGCUAAUUCCUGCUCCAUUUGAAGAGAACUACACAGUAAAUCAAAUGUAAUCUGACAGUGGUUUUGGAUUGUAUUCUUGAUUCAUCUGGAAAUUUGCCACUAGAGAAAUAUUUACUUGAAUAUUUGACUAUGGGGUGAAGGGACUAAUGGUUUCUUUUUUUCUUUUUUCAUGGAGAAAAAGGCUAAAGAAAAGGAUGUAUAGAGGGCAGUCUUGUGAGAUAAUUAUAGUAUGUGAGUAUAAAUGUGCAGUAAUAGGAAAAAUUAAGCACUGAGAAUGAAAAAAGUAUCUCAGAUCUUCCACAGGACCUGAGCAAAGCCCCUUGGCGUCUCUGUCUCUGAUGGAACUCUAUCCUCUCUC
Molecule: messenger RNA, 1637 nt
Organism: Ceratotherium simum simum (southern white rhinoceros)
Lineage: Eukaryota; Metazoa; Chordata; Mammalia; Perissodactyla; Rhinocerotidae
Gene: GPR52
Product: G protein-coupled receptor 52
Biological process (GO): G protein-coupled receptor signaling pathway
Cellular component (GO): membrane
Molecular function (GO): G protein-coupled receptor activity
Source: RefSeq, a predicted model, not a curated record